CAAAUCCAAAUUCACAUAAAAAUUUGAAGAGAAAAUAGAAACAACACAAAAACCCAAAACCCCUUUCCUGUUUGUUCUUCUUCUUCUUCUUCCUCCUCUCCGUUCCGUUCAGUUAGCCGACAAAAUUCACGCCCAACAAUAUAUACAUACUUCUUCCCAUACAUCAUUAAUUAAUUCUUCUUACACACACACAUAUAUAUAUAUAUAUGUGUGUGUGUGUGUGUCUCUGUGUGUCAGAUGCAUUCCCAUAUACCCAAUUAAAAAACUGAAAAUACAUUUCACAUUUUAAAAUAACCUUCUAAGCUGUUACCGUACACACCCCACUACCACUAUACUUUAUAGUUUCCCAUCCCCAGAAAUCAUUCAAGUACUUACAUUUUUCUACUCUUAUUAGUGCCAGAUUUCAAGGAGUUCCUAUAAAGUUAGCUGAAUUUAUAGCUUCAACUCAAACUGUAUAUAUUCAUGUACAAUUUAAGUAUAGAUAGAGUUAGAUAUAUGUAUAUAUCUGGAUCAACCACUGAUUACUACUACUAUACUUGCUUUGUGCUCUUAGUUGUUUGAGUUUACACUUUGAAUCAUGUGAAACCCUAAGCUAGGUAAUUGUAGGAUUAUAUUCUCUAUAUUCUUGAAAAAGGUUUUUUUUUUUUUUUGGAGGAUCUAUAGUGUUUCGACACUUCCCCUCCAGUGUGACUCGAACCCACAACGGGUAUAUUGUCUAGAAUCUUGGAAAAGUUUUUUCUUUAACCCCCAUUUUGGAGGGAUCUAUAGUGUUUCCACACUUUCGGUCCAGUGUGACUCGAAUCCUAGACCUAUCGGUUAGUGGGUGGAGGUGCUUUACCAACUGAGCGACCCUUUACUUGGAAAAGGUUAAAAUUGGCAAAUGGGGAAUUGUUGUAGAUCUCCAGCAUCUGUAGCUAGAGAAGAUGUGAAGUCAUCUAACUAUUCCGGCCACGAUCAUGGCCGGAAAGAGAAGUCUGGCAACAAGGCGAAACAAAUUACUGUAUUAACGGAUAAGAAAAAGGAGAAUGUUGAGGAGAAGUAUAUAAUUGAUAGGGAAUUAGGAAGGGGUGAAUUUGGAGUGACUUACCUUUGUAUCGAUCGUAGCAAUAGGGAUUUAUUAGCUUGUAAGUCGAUAUCGAAGAGGAAGUUAAGGACAGCUGUGGAUGUGGAGGAUGUAAGGCGAGAAGUGGCCAUUAUGAAGCAUUUGCCUCGGGAUUCGAGUAUUGUGACCUUGAAGGAGGCGUGUGAAGAUGAGAGUGCGGUGCAUUUGGUUAUGGAGUUGUGUGAGGGAGGCGAGCUGUUUGAUAGGAUCGUGGCGAGGGGGCAUUAUACGGAGAGAGCUGCUGCUGCUGUUACGAGGACUAUUAUGGAGGUUGUGGAGCUGUGUCAUAAGCAUGGAGUGAUCCAUAGAGACUUGAAGCCCGAGAACUUUUUGUAUGCUAAUAAGAAGGAGAAUUCACCUUUGAAAGCUAUUGAUUUUGGCUUAUCAAUUUUCUUCAAGCCAGGUAUUACGAAAUUAUGUUGUUUGAAUUGUCAUACCUGUUGUUGGUAACUGAGUGACGCU
Lycium ferocissimum is the source of this 1564-nucleotide messenger RNA. Its product is annotated as calcium-dependent protein kinase 13-like. Lineage: Eukaryota; Viridiplantae; Streptophyta; Magnoliopsida; Solanales; Solanaceae. Gene Ontology annotation, biological process: intracellular signal transduction; peptidyl-serine phosphorylation; protein autophosphorylation. The transcript has a single exon. Gene Ontology annotation, molecular function: calcium/calmodulin-dependent protein kinase activity; calcium-dependent protein serine/threonine kinase activity; calmodulin binding. The record is from RefSeq and is a predicted model, not a curated record. The coding region runs from base 881 to 1552 and encodes 223 amino acids. Gene Ontology annotation, cellular component: nucleus; cytoplasm.